Molecule: messenger RNA, 6025 nt
Organism: Trematomus bernacchii (emerald rockcod)
Lineage: Eukaryota; Metazoa; Chordata; Actinopteri; Perciformes; Nototheniidae
Gene: arap3
Product: ArfGAP with RhoGAP domain, ankyrin repeat and PH domain 3
Biological process (GO): signal transduction; positive regulation of GTPase activity
Molecular function (GO): GTPase activator activity; protein binding; phosphatidylinositol-3,4,5-trisphosphate binding
Source: RefSeq, a predicted model, not a curated record
UUCUCAGAGAGUCAGAAGAGAGAGUCAGAAGAGAGACUCCGGACACAACGGGACUACAGACGGGAUUAGAACCAGGAGCAAAACCAGAACCAGGACUAAAACCAGGACUUCAACCAGAACCAGAACCAGAACCAGGAGCAGGAACAGAAACUGAACUGACCGGAGAUGGACGGCUGAAGUGAUGGCCGCCGUGUUUCCUGAACGAGGAGAAGAAGAAGCUUCCGGUCUCCAUGUUGGUCGCCAUGGCAACGCUGGACGGAGAAACGCCAUCUGAGACGCUCCUGACCGCGAUCCACCUGGAGAGGUACCUGGAUACCUUCCGCCGAGCCGGGCUCCUAUUGGCCAGCGACUUCACCCACCUGGACAGCGACGCCCUGGUCAGCCUCGGUGUGACGGCCACCGGACACCAGAAGAGAAUCCUGCACCUGGCCAAUCACAUUCAGAGGGCGGAGAGUCAAACAGCCAAUCAGAGAGCUGCUCUCCCGCGCUGUCAGUCUGUGACGGGUCGAGCGUCCGUCAGAGGGAGCUUCGAGGCGUUGAGGAACACUUCGGCUCCGAACCUCGGCGACUUGCUGACCAACUGUGAGGUCAUCGUGAAGCCGGUCCCCAAACCCAGAACCGUGUUCAACCGGCGCCGAACCGCCCCCAUCAGGUUCUGUCCUGAGGGAGACCCUGCACCCCCCCCCACCAGGAGGCUCUCACAGGACUCCAUCUGUCUGUGAGUGUGUGUGUGUGUGUGUGUGUGUGAACAAACAGGAAUUUUGUUAUACAUUUUUUAAAUGGAACUUUAUACACAAAGUAAUAAUAUAAAUAUCUCCAUGUCUCUGAAUCGGAGGCGGAGGGCGAGUCUCAGCCGGUCUCUGUCGGACGCAGGGGGGCCGUUACGUUACCCCCCGUCCCCCCCCCGGCUGACCCGCGGGACCCCCCCCAUCAUCCAGGGGUCCCCCCCCCACACUUCCUGUCCUGGGAGUCUGGACAGCAGCAGAUCCUCGCCCGGCGGGAUGGAGAUGGUUCCUAAUGAGAUCUACUGGGGGGCUUCAUCUGGAUCUACUGCCCCCGCAGGAGGGAGGGCUCACUGCAGCGAGCAGGCCGCCCCCCCCACCCCUCCCAGACUGACACCGGACAGGAAGCUAGAGAGGAACAGUGGCAGUACUCUGAGUAACAACUCUUCAGGAUCCGCCCAAGCUUCAACAGACGACCCCGAGGAGGAGAUCAGCCCGUACUGUGAGACGGUGUUCCACAGCAGGAGAAACGAGGGUGAAAGAGAUAUGAGGAGGGAGGACAGACAUGCCGAGGAUCAUGGCGGUCAGAAGCUGUCCUGGACGAGGCGUUUGUCUCAGGCUCUUCACCCCGGAGACGCUCAGGGUUACAGCACCGUGGGGGAACCUCCCCCCCCCCUGCGCUACCUGUCUCUGCCCCCCCACAGCCUCCCCUCAGAGCCCGAUGAUGACCUCACCAUCUCCCCCUAUGCCAGCUACACCUCCCUCACAGAGAGAGCCCCCCCCAUCAUCAGCGGCUGGCUGGACAAGCUGUCUCCCCAGGGGAACUAUGUUUUCCAGAAGCGCUACGUGAAGUUUGACGGCAAAAACCUGAUGUACUUUGGCAGUGAGAAGGACGUUUACCCAAAAGGAGUCAUCCCAUUGGCUGCCAUUCAGAUUGCCCGCCCAACCAAAGACCACAAAUUUGAAAUUGUGACGAGUCAUCGAAUCUUUGUUUUCAGGACUGACAAUGAAGUGCUGCGGCGGCGCUGGCUGGUCACUCUGCAGGAACACGUCAGAGAUCAGAUGGUUUUCGGCCAGCGGACUUUCGGCCCCGGAGCUCAGUGUCAGAAACACGGGGCCCUCGAGCUGAAGGGCCACAAAAACAGAGUGUUCACGGCCAUCAACACCGAGCAGAUCUGGAUCUACAAGAGCGAGCAGUGUUUUCUUAACGGGAUCGGCAUCACGGUGAUUGAAGCUCGAGGAUCGACGAUCAGAGACGGAAAACACAAGAGCUUCGACCUCAUCACCCCGUACAAAACCUUCAGCUUCACGGCGGAGUGUGAGCGGGAGAAGCGCGUCUGGAUGGAGGCGCUGCAGGACGCCAUCGCUGAGACGCUGUCGGACUACGAGGUGGCGGAGAAGAUCUGGUCGAACCGCUCCAACAGGACGUGUGCCGACUGCCGGGCGCUGAACCCGGACUGGGCCUCCAUCAACCUGAGCGUCGUCAUCUGCAAGAACUGCGCCGGGCAGCACAGAGGUCUGGGGACGAUGGUGUCAAAGGUUCAGAGUCUGAAGCUGGACACGAGCGUGUGGAGCAACGAGAUCGUCCAGCUGUUCAUCAUGCUCGGUAACGACCGUGCUAAUGAUUUCUGGGCGGCCCGCCUGCCGGUGGGGGAGGAGCUGGACUGCGACGCCCCCCCCGACCAGAGGAGGGAGUUCAUCGUUCAGAAGUACAGAGAGGGCAGAUACCGCCGGCCCCACCCGGCCUUCAGCACCCAGCCGGAGCUGCUCAAGGUCCUGUGCUCAGCAGUCUCUGAACAGACUCUCCUGAAGACUGUAACUCGUAUCUUCUCGGAGGCCGAGGCUGAAAACCAGGACCAACGACCGCUGCCCCAACCAGAUCUCAGUGUGUAUGAUGAGAUCAUGCAGCCCGUCCUUCACUCUGGAUUCCUCUAUAAAUCCGUCCACCGGGGGACGCUGUCCCGCAGAACCAGAGAAGACUUCCAGAGGUUCUGGUGCUCGGUGGGCGACUCGGUGCUGCUGUACGAGUCGGACCGGGCCCCUGAAGCCUGCCUGCAGAUCAGCGUCAGAGACAUCGUGUGUUUGGGGGUCAGCCGCCCCGACGCGUCCAACAACAACGGCUUCAUCGACAGGUUCAGGUUCACCUUCGAGAUGUGUCUGUCUUCAGAGAAACUCCUGCAGUUCGGCUUGGAGACGGCCGACGCUCUGCACAGCUGGACCAGGUCCAUCGGGAAGGCUUUGUCCCCCCUGAGCGUCCACUGUCUUCUGUCCCGGGAGUUUGAGCGUGUCGGGGUCCUGCGGUACCGGAACAUGUUGGACGCCCAGCAGUGGAGGGACGCCUUCUUCGUCCUCCAGAAGACAAACCUGUUCAUCUGUCCCCGAAGGGACGGAGCGGCCGAGGACAUCAUCAACCUGAAGCGCCUGCAGGAGCUCAGCAUCUCCUCGGAGACGGAGAACCAGGAGAAGAAGGACAUUCUGGUGCUGGUGGAGAGGGGGAGGACGCUCCACCUGCAGGGCGUCGGGCGCUCAGACUUCUCUCUCUGGUUCUCGGACAUCCAGCGGGCGGCGGGCGGGGAAGGAAGCGCGCUGAGGGAGCAGCAGCUGAGCAGGAACGACAUUCCCAUCAUCGUGGACAGCUGCCUGGCCUUCAUCACGCAGUACGGGCUGGGCCACGAGGGGAUCUACAGGAAGAACGGCUCCAGGACCAGAAUCAAACUCCUGAUGGACGAGUUCCGGAAAGACGCCCGAAACGUGAAGCUGCGCAUCGGAGACCACUUCAUCGAGGACGUGACGGACGUCCUGAAGAGGUUCUUCAGGGAGGUGGACGACCCCGUCUUCAUGGACGACCUCCACCCGCUGUGGCAGGACGCUGCCAGAAUCCCCCAGAAGAGAGCGAGGCUGGACCGCUACAAGGAGAUCAUCCGGACCCUGCCCCGGGUCAACAGGACCACCCUGGCUGCGCUCAUCAGUCACCUGUACAGGGUCCAGAAGUGUGCCGAUCUGAACCAGAUGUGCACCAAGAACCUGUCGCUGCUGUUCGCCCCCAGCCUGUUCCAGACCCACGGGAAGGGCGAGCACGAGGUGAAGAUCGUGGAGGAUCUGAUCGACAACUACCUGCACGUCUUCGAUAUCGACGAGGAGCAUCAGACGCAGAUCGAGCUGGAGGUCAGCCUCAUCACCACCUGGAAGGACACGCAGCUGUCUCAGGCUGGAGAUCUGAUCAUCGAGGUUUACCUGGAGAGGAAGAACCCCGACUGCUGCAUCACCCUCAAGGUUUCACCCAGCAUGAGCGCUGAGGAGCUGACCAAUCAGGUGCUGUUCAUGAGGAACGUCCCCCCUGCAGAGAGAGACGUCUGGAUGACCUUCGAGGUGCUGGAGGACGGACAGCUGGAACGGCCUCUGCUCCCCAGACAGAAAGUUCUGGAAGAAGCUUUGCAGUGGUGCAAGAUGGCCGACCCGAGCUCAGCACACCUGGUGGUGAAGAAAGUUCCUAAAACAGACAUCCUCACCACCUAUCACAGCGACAUCAUGAAGGUGGGUCUGCUGAGGUGUCGUGAGGAACCUCCGAAGCUCCUGCAGGGGAACAAGUUCCAGGAGAGAACGUUCCAGAUCAGGGAGAACAAACUGCUGUUGCUCAAAGACAAGAAGAGCAUCAAACCAGAGAAGGAAUGGUCUCUGAAGAACAUGAAGAUCUACAUCGGCAUCCGCAGGAAACUGAAGGCUCCGAGCAGGUGGGGGUUCACCGUGAUGUCGGACAAACACCAGCUGUUCCUGUGUUGUACCUGCGAGGCUGAACUCUGGGACUGGAUCAGCAGCUUCCUCAAAGCUCAGAGCGAUGACUCGGCGCCCCCGGUGCUGAGGCGUCACUCCUCCUCAGAUAUCUCGCGGCAGAAGUUCGGCACGAUGCCGCUCGUCCCGAUCCGAGGACACGAGAGCAACAGCAGCAUGCUGUCGGCCAAUCAGACGCUGAGGAAGCUACACGACAGACGGACGCUCUCCAUGUACUUUCCCAUGAAGGUGCAGAAGGAUGCGUUUGAGGAGCGUCUGGAGUCCCCGCCGCUCCCCGAGCCUCUGUACGAGGAGGUGGGGGACUUCGGCCUGCAGGUGCUCCAGUCUCUGCAGACCAGCUUCCUGUCGGGGGGGGCCUCCGAGACACAGGAGGUGCCCGAUCCCCCCCCGCUCAGACUGCUUCCAGAGGACCCCCCCUCCGAGGACCCCCCCUCCGAGGACCCCCCCUCUGAGGACCCCCAAUCUGAGGACCCCCUGCAGAGCGUAGGCUGCACCCUGUCUCAGGAGCUGCUGCUGAAGGAGCUUUCCUCCGCCUUCAUCAAGAAGACCAGAGAGGAGGAGGAGGAGGAGGAGGAGGAAGAGGAGGAAGAGGAGGAGGAGGAGGAGGAGGAAGAGGAGAGGCCGUAUGAUGUGUGAGAGGACGAGCUUCCAUCACAGCUCAGAGAGUGUGACGGUCGGUUCAGGCCGGACUGCAGGACAGAGAGGGACAGAUAUCCAGGGUUAAACCAAAGAUGUUAUUUAAUGAAGAGUGAAACUUUAUCAGAAGCUGUUUCCAGCUGGAAGGACAGAGGACCAAUGCUACAGACAUCUGACCCCGGGUAAAACAAGAGACCAGACUCCUAUGGGGAAUCAUUUCCUGACAGAGAGGCCUUCUGUUGAACGCUAGAGAACAGAAGGAGCUGUUCAAUAGAGCAGUGAAGAAGCCUCAAGCCAUAGGAGCCCACUCAAAGACCCUCAAAGGACCCUUAAAGGACUCUUAAAGGACACUAUUAUACUCUUUAUCAUCAUUAUAUCACAGGUCUCAGAUAUAUCCAGAGCCUGUCUCUGAUUGGCUGAAACCCCAAACAGAUCAUUGCAGCAUCCCACAAUCCCCUCUGUUUCAGCCCUGUUUCCUGUUACUUUAAAUGCUAAUGAGCUGCUGCUGGCCACGCCCCCUGAGAGAUGAUUGGUUUAAAAGAACACAAUGGUGCUCUAGGAGGAGAUUCAGGUGAUAAGAGGGGGGGGUUACCUUGGUUGGUGAUUGGCUAAUGGUUACACAAGCCAAGAAACAUUGUGACAUCACUAAGUGGCCAUUAUCACGUUGUAUUAUCUCUGCCUUCUUUUAGAGCAAACAGCUCAGUGUCGUCUUUAACGGCCACAUAUUGUAUUUUCCUCUGAGUAUAAAUAUAUAAAUAUACAUGUAUAUUAGGGCUGUCAGUUGAUUAAAAUAUUUAAUCGCGAUUAAUCGCAUGAUUGUCCAUAGUUAAUCGCGAUUAAUCGCAAAUUAAUCGCACAUUUUUUAUCUGUUCUAAAUG